Messenger RNA from Dovyalis caffra, 2109 nucleotides. The record is from the annotation of a GenBank genome assembly. NCBI's taxonomy places the organism in Eukaryota, Viridiplantae, Streptophyta, Magnoliopsida, Malpighiales, Salicaceae.
AUGUAUUCCUCUUCUCUUCCCAACCUAAACACCUCCUCCCUCACUGUCUUCAUGGCUAGUGAGCACCAAGAAAACUCAAAUGCUGCACAGUACUUGCGGUAUUUUACAGAUGAAGAUAGCAAAAGUGAGGAAGAGGAAGAUGAAGAAGAAGAGGAAGAGGAAGAUGUCGAGGAGGAAAGCCCACAUGAUUGCAAAAGCAUACUUUUAAAUAUGUGUGGUGGUGGCUCUAAAAGAAGAGGAUGGUCUCUAGGGAACGUGUUAGACCCUAGAGCCAAAUGGGUUCAAGAAUGGAAUAGGGUUUUUCUCCUUGUGUGUGCCGCAGGACUUUUUGUAGACCCUCUCUUCUUUUACGUCCUAUCAAUAAGCGACACGUUCAUGUGCCUGUUCGUCGACGGGUGGUUUGCCAUCACAGUCACAGUUCUCCGGUGCAUGACCGAUGUUUUGCACUUGUGGAACAUGUGGCUGCAGCUGAAAAUUGCCAAGAGACCACAUGGUGGCAGUGGAAGUGGUACUGGAGAUGGAGCAAGAGGAGUGUCCGGCGUUGCCAGUCCUCGCUCCUCGGCCCUGAGGUACUUGAAGGCAAAGAAAGGGUUUUUCUUUGAUCUCUUCGUUAUUCUUCCUCUACCCCAGAUUGUAUUAUGGGUGGCAAUUCCAUCUUUAUUGCAUAAAGGAUCAGUGACAGUAUUGAUGAACGUGUUUUUGAUCAUUUUCCUCUUCCAAUAUCUUCCAAAGAUAUACCAUUCAGUCUGCCUCCUUCGACGCAUGCAAAAUCUCUCUGGCUAUAUAUUUGGCACCGUUUGGUGGGGAAUUGCUCUCAACAUGAUUGCUUACUUUGUUGCAUCUCAUGCAGCAGGAGCAUGCUGGUACUUGCUGGGAAUUCAAAGGGCUGCAACGUGCUUGAAAGAACAAUGCAGAGAAACAACGGGUUGUGGCUUGAGUUUGUUGUCUUGCAAAGAGCCUAUUUACUAUGGAACAGCAAGGAAGGUGAUGGAGAAAGCAAGAUGGGCAUGGGCAGAAAACAAGCAAGCAAGGUCUUUGUGCUUAGACAGCCCUGACAAAUAUGAUUAUGGAGCAUAUAAAUGGACCGUUCAACUCGUCACCAAUGACAGCAGAUUAGAGAAGAUACUCUUCCCAAUCUUUUGGGGCCUAAUGACUCUCAGCACUUUUGGGAACCUGGAGAGCACAACAGAAUGGUUAGAGGUUGUUUUCAACAUCAUUGUUCUGACAAGUGGACUGCUCUUGGUCACGAUGCUGAUAGGAAACAUCAAGGUAUUCUUGCAUGCAACUACAUCAAAGAAGCAAGCAAUGCAAUUGAAGAUGAGGAAUAUAGAGUGGUGGAUGAGGAAAAGACACUUGCCCACCGGGUUCCGGCAGCGAGUACGUAACUACGAGCGGCAACGGUGGGCAGCAAUGAGAGGUGUUGAUGAAUGUGAGAUGAUCCGGAAUCUACCUGAGGGCCUUAGAAGGGACAUCAAGUACCAUCUAUGCCUGGAUUUGGUGAGGCAGGUACCACUGUUCCAACACAUGGAUGAUUUGGUCCUAGAGAACAUAUGUGACCGUGUAAAGUCUCUCAUUUUCACAAAGGGAGAAACAAUUACAAGAGAGGGUGACCCUGUGCAAAGAAUGUUAUUUGUAGUAAGGGGACAUCUCCAAAGUAGCCAAGUUCUCAGAGAUGGUGUCAAAAGUUGCUGUAUGUUAGGCCCUGGAAAUUUCAGCGGUGAUGAGCUCUUGUCAUGGUGCUUAAGAAGACCUUUUAUUGAACGUUUACCACCAUCUUCAUCAACAUUGGUCACUCUUGAGACAACCGAGGCAUUUGGGCUGGAAGCUGAAGAUGUGAAAUAUGUGACACAACAUUUUAGGUACACAUUUGUCAAAGAGAGAGUUAAGAGAAGUGCAAGGUAUUAUUCACCUGGAUGGAGGACUUGGGCUGCUGUGGCUAUUCAGUUGGCUUGGAGAAGGUAUAAGCAUCGGCUAACCCUUACUUCCUUGUCAUUUAUAAGGCCUAGAAGACCUUUAUCAAGGUGUUCUUCUUUGGGAGAGGAUAGGCUUAGGCUUUAUACAGCUUUGUUAACUUCACCAAAGCCAAAUCAAGAUGAUUUUGACUUUUGA